AACCAGAUGAGCCAUUUGAAUUCAUCAUUGUGUCCCUGACGGGCCAGACAUGGCUCUUUGAGGCCUCAACAUCAGAGGAGCGAGAGCUUUGGGUCCAGGCUAUUGAGAGCCAGAUCCUGGCCAGCCUGCAGGGCUGUGAGAGCAGCAAAAACAAGGCGCGGCUGGGCAGCCAGAGCGACGCCCAGGCCAUGCAGGCCGUGCGCACCGCCCGCGGGAACAGCUUCUGCGUGGACUGCGAUGCUCCCAAUCCAGACUGGGCAAGCCUCAACCUGGGCUCCCUCAUGUGCAUCGAGUGCUCUGGGAUUCAUCGCAACCUGGGCACCCACCUGUCCCGUGUGCGCUCCUUGGAUCUGGACGACUGGCCUAGCGAGCUUCUCAUGGUCAUGACAGCCAUCGGCAACGCCUUGGCCAACGCCGUCUGGGAAGGAGCGGUGGAAGGCUACCCCAAGCCCACCCCUGAGAGCAGUCGAGGCCCUCUCCCGCUCCUGCUGGGCCAGCAGAGCUUCCUGGCCGGCCGUGGCCCUGCGGCUACUGCUGGAGCCGGGGCUGGCUGUGCCACAGAAGGGGUUAACAGAGACGGCUUGGCAGCGUCCCGCGUGUCCCAAGG
Messenger RNA from Merops nubicus (carmine bee-eater), 607 nucleotides. RefSeq names its product arf-GAP with GTPase, ANK repeat and PH domain-containing protein 3-like. Gene Ontology annotation, molecular function: GTPase activator activity. Gene Ontology annotation, biological process: proteasome-mediated ubiquitin-dependent protein catabolic process. The transcript is spliced from 4 exons. The annotation marks the transcript as partial. The record is from RefSeq and is a predicted model, not a curated record. Gene Ontology annotation, cellular component: nucleus. Lineage: Eukaryota; Metazoa; Chordata; Aves; Coraciiformes; Meropidae.